UGGUAGCUGCAUAUCAAGAGGGAACUCAAGGGAGGCAUUUUGAGUUGAUGUGGGGCUGUCUAGUGGCAACGGCCCAAUAGUGUUCUGGAGUGGAGGAACCAUGUGCGUGUAACCAUACAGAAGGUAGCAUAAUAUUUUUUUUGUCAACAAAUAGUCAUACGAGACUUCUUUUUUUAUACUCUUUUCUCUUCCAAGCAAAAAUGUUCCAAGGUGCCAAAGAACUUCGCGUUUAUAUUGAAAACACUGAAAAGCCAACACUGAAUGAGUUUGCAGCAACUCACGCGCAAAUUAUUACCAGCACUGAGCAUACUCUGAAGCGAUUGAUUAACCUAUGGAAGGUGCGCUUUUCUUUUAUCGUAAAGAGAUACAGGCCAACACUUUCAGUAAAGGAGCUGAUCACAGUCGACCACGCGAUCUGGAAACAGUUCGAUUCAAGCACAGCUGAGCUAUCAAGAUCCUUGCUUUUUCAAUGGUAUUUUCUUCUGCAAGACAAAAGCGAUUAUCUUGAUACUUAUUUGAAACAAAACGACCUUGCAAUUGAGCGCAUACGGAGGAAAUCCAAUGACAGAAUACCUGAUGCUCUAGAAAAACUGAGUGUUUCGCUUCUCGAGAAUUUCGACUUAAUUAGUAAUACAGAGAAGAAUGUGCUGAAGAUGUCAUUGUCAUAUAUUGUUGAUCUCAUUGAUGACGAUAUAGCAAAAAUCUAUCGACGUUUCAUACCAGAGUACUAUUUUGACCUAUGGCAACAAAAAGAAGCAGCAAUGCAAAUUGAAGGAAAUGAACGAGAAAUAAUUGAAUCUACAGUCGAUGAAUUUAUUAGCCAGUUUUCCACAAGCAUCAAGUCGGCUAAAAGAUUUGUUCUUCAGCAACAAAUUGAGCUACUAGAUAAUGAAAAUGCAACAAAAAAGAAAGUAGUCAACAUGCUGCAACAAAUAGUUAUGUUAUUGGAAAGAGAUGAACAAAAAAUGCAAAAAGCUGAUUAUGUUGGAUUUGUGAAGCAGCUCUUAUUAGAUGUUUUUAAAGGCACGCCACUGGUUGCUGUCAUUGGUGAAACAGGCGCCAAAUGUACUGUUGACGUCCAAAAAUAUAACGCUAAUAAUUUCCUUGGUGCUGCCAACAGUACGCACAUUGUCUCCAGCUCGCCCAUCUCAUCAUCUUCAACCAAUGCUGAUACAAGUUCGUGCAAGUUAAGAAAAAUACAUCCUAGAAAGAUUGACUUGCGUAUCAUUGGCGAGAAACAGCAGGAGAUUGCCUUCUGUGAGUUCAAAACUCACAAUGCUGGAAAAGACCUUUUGCAACACCAAGAAUCAAAAGCAAUUCGACUCAACCAAUGCAUCAUCAAGAAGCAUGGGCUUGUCAACCCAAUUACCUCAAUCAAUUGGAAGGGAUGGCAUGGCACCAUGUACCAAAUUGUCGGUUGCGAUGGCUUUUGUUUAGCAACAAAGUUAUGUGAUGUCUUGAUUCCUAGCGAUCGAAGACUAGUUGAUUCCAGAAUCAAGUCAUUGGUACUAUCGCUCUUCUCCUGGAAGUCAAUGUUGUGCUCCCUGAACGAUGAGGUGUCUAAAAAAAUUAAUGAAGUUGGUGUAAAGAGAAAGAUGUACGAAGACAUGCCCCAUACACUCCUAUCACCAAAGCAUCCGUCAUCCUUACAAUGAAUAUUUUUAUAUCAAAUACUAAGAAUAGAAGCAGACACAAGAUGAACGCCUAUCUUAUCGUCAUAGCUUUUGAUUC
Molecule: messenger RNA, 1731 nt
Organism: Gilbertella persicaria
Lineage: Eukaryota; Fungi; Mucoromycota; Mucoromycetes; Mucorales; Choanephoraceae
Exons: 2
Coding region: 201-1655 (484 amino acids)
Source: RefSeq, a predicted model, not a curated record